This is a messenger RNA of Penaeus vannamei (Pacific white shrimp), 2084 nucleotides long. The record is from RefSeq and is a predicted model, not a curated record. Lineage: Eukaryota; Metazoa; Arthropoda; Malacostraca; Decapoda; Penaeidae.
AUGCCUGGUUUAGUCUUUGUCUCGAACUUAGGGCGUCUGUGCGGCAGCGAACACCCCGGCGAAAUCAACUCCCUCAGCAACCAGGUCGUGGUCAGGUUCCACACGGACUCCUCCGUCGGUGCCAGCGGCUUCAUCCUCCAAUAUAAGGCAGUGUUCACCCCGCCUCCACCUCCUCCGCUCUACUGCAGUGGAACCUACGAGUUGGACAGCAAUUAUGGCUACAUCAGAGCGACCUUCAACGACACUUACAACAACAACAUGGACUGCGAGUGGAGGGUGACGACGCCGGUGCAAUACCCGAUCCACUUUUACUUCGAGAGCUUCGACCUGGAGCACUCGGCAGAUUGCGGAUUCGAUUACCUGGAGCUCGAAGACCUGUCGAUGCCUGGUCAUAAUCUCACAGGGGGUCGUCUGUGCGGCAGCGAAAUCCCAGGCGACAUCUACUCCCGCAGCAACCAGGUCGUGGUCAGGUUCCACUCGGACUCCUCCGUCGUUGGCCGCGGCUUCGUCCUCCGUUUUGAGACAACGUUCAUCCCGCCUCCACCUCCCCCGCUCUACUGCAAUGGAACCUACGAGUUGGACAGCGGUUCCGGCGUCAUCCGACCGACCUACACCGACACUUACGACAACGACAUGGACUGCGAGUGGAGGGUGACGACGUCGGAGAAUUCGGUCUUGUACUUCCACUUCGAGAGCUUCGACCUCGAGGGAUCGACUGGGUGCCCCUUCGAUUACCUGGAGCUGGAAGACCUGUCGAGACCCGGGCUGUUCCUCAGAGGGGGUCGUCUGUGCGGCAGCGAAGUCCCCGGCCCCUUCUACUCCGCCAGCAACCGGGUCGUGGUCAGGUUCCGCUCCGAUUCCUCCGUCGUUGGCCACGGCUUCGUCCUCCACUUCGACAGCCUCUUCGUCGAUACGAUGUCGAGCACCAUGUCCACAACACCAAGACUGACUUCUCCAGAUUUUUAUACAACGAAACACAGCCUGCCUCCAACAACAUCAACAACAACAUAUGGCUACAGAAGCACAGGUGACUCGACCGAGACAACUGAAUCGACCCCGCCAAGUGACUCGACCCCGCCAGGUGACUCGACCCCUCUGGCAGAAACCUCACCCACGUCAUCUACGUCUACGCCCUCAGUCACACGGACGACUUACUGGCCCGACUGGAUCUCCACAAGGUUCUCGACGUCGAUGUGGAUGGACACGACCACGCCCACCGCUCUCUGCCCCGCCCACAGCGUGCUGACGGCGCCCUCGGGCACCGUGGGCGCCUCCUGGGCCUCCUCGUACCCCAGCGGCCUCUCGUGCGCGUGGGAGGUCGUGGCGCCGGAGGACUCGACCCUCCUGCUCGCCUUCCUCGCCUUCGACGUCGAGUCCUGCGGCUCCUGCGGCUGCGACUACGUGGAGCUGCUCGACGCGGCGGCGCCAGGGCGGCCUCUGGGCGGGUCCCGGCUGUGCGGCUCCUCGCUCCCCGCCCCCGUGACCUCGCUCAGCAACCGCGUCCUGAUCCGCUUCGUCACCGAUCCCUCCGUCGGCGGGAAAGGCUUCGAACUCCACUACGAGGUCGUCAGCACCGGGACAUCGAGCUCAGGGAUCGAGACGGAAACGACCUCCACAGAGCCCUCGACGACCAUGUGGAUCGACACGACCACCUCGUUCCCCUAGCGACUGUGACGGUUAAGGAACAACGAAUUUAUUGGCGAGGAAUUUGAAUUGGCGAAUGAAAGGGUUAUUAUAGGAAGCUAGUGACAUGGUGAAUAAUUUUGCAACACGAAUAUAGACAGACAUCAGCAUUCUGAAAUUGAUAUUUGUUGAUUUCUAUUGUAAAAGAAUGAAAAUCUGAAUUAGAAUUGUCAAAGAAAAAAAAAAUCGCUAAUCUUAAACUCUUAAUUACUCAUUCCAUUUAAAUUAAUUUCAUAUUAAUUUGUAGAUUUAGUUUCAAAAUAAUAUGGCAUCUGAUUAUCUCCAUUUUGAUUAAUUCCACAAAGAAUUGACAAUCUAUUAUCUAAACUUCUUUAAGUUUGUGCUGCCACCAGGAAAUGUCACUAAAAAAUUUAAUAUUCAAAAUAUAUGAUUGAGAAGCA